Messenger RNA from Colletotrichum gloeosporioides, 4599 nucleotides. RefSeq names its product Sensor histidine kinase AruS. The transcript is spliced from 2 exons. Bases 1 to 4599 code for a protein of 1532 amino acids. NCBI's taxonomy places the organism in Eukaryota, Fungi, Ascomycota, Sordariomycetes, Glomerellales, Glomerellaceae. The record is from RefSeq and is a predicted model, not a curated record. Gene Ontology annotation, biological process: phosphorelay signal transduction system; phosphorylation. Gene Ontology annotation, molecular function: phosphorelay sensor kinase activity.
AUGCCGAAGGGCGACGACUCUUUUCCACAACCCGCCAUCCACUACCUGCCACAGUCCUCCCCGACGAUCCGACCUCAUUACACCAGCAAAGGAUACACCGCGAAUCCUUCCAAGAACAUCACCGCCAACAACACCAAGACCGCGAAAACGAAGACACCGAACUCAUAUCCCUUCGCUACCCCGGCUGCGAAGACCUCCAAUACUGCCGCUGCGACACCCGAGAGCCCUGCCUUUGCGUCCCGCGCUGCCGAGUCCGUCAAUCCUAUCCAGGGCCCGGGUUCGGGUUCUCAGUCCAGCAACCCUCGCUAUCUGCCCGCCUCGCCGCCUCCCACCACAAACGUCUUCAGCCCCGAGGGACAAUGGACAACACCCGACAUUAGUCGGUAUGGUUUGACGUAUAGCGCUACAACUUGCGAAAAUCCCUUUGACAACGUCUCAAAGUCUCUCCUCACGCCCACCUCCGAUCCGACCUCUCCCACCACAUACUCACCCACCGAGGAACCCUCCCGUCCGCGCCUGACGAGGCCAGCACCCUUGCAAGCGAAACGUCUGUCGGAUGAAGAGACUCAUCAGAUCGACACACAACCUUCCCCGCUGAAGAAGCCGCGCCGUCUAGCUCCCCCGAGGACUAUAGACUUACCUAGGCCUCCCACCGCCGCGGCAAUACUGGCUGCCCGAAACCAAGGGGUCACGUCCCCUCUGUUCUUCUCCCGCUCCAACAACCGUCGACCCAUGCCCACUCGCCCGAACCCUCUACCUCCCUCCGACGCUGCCGCUGUCCUGCUGGCCCGUCUGAGGGAGGAGAACGAUGGAGUCCACACCGUCCGCCUGGCGCGCGGCACCGUCCACGCUCGUGGCGCUGCCAGGUCUGGUAGCACUCCCGGGAGCAGCAGCUUGUCUUCCUCUGCGGAAGCCACCUUGACCUCGUCGCGGAGCCCAAUUAGCCAGUCCACAGGUCCAGGCAUCGCAGAGUUGAGGAAUAUUGGUGUCGUCGAGCUCCUCGAGCAGGAUGAGCGCCCAACCUUCAUUAUAGACCUGGCGAAUCCCGUCAACAACCAAAAGACGGCACUCCACUUGCUGUAUGCUAACGCGGCCCUCAGGGCCUCGGUUGGUGUUUUGGAGUUGCUGUCAGUAGAGGGGGAAGAGGCCGUGAAGAAUUCUGAGUAUACCCAUUUCAAAGCGUGGGCCAUGAGCUUCGUAAAAAACCAGGAGUCGUUGGAUGUAUGCCUUCCAUCUCACAACUAUGGAGGGAUCACGUGGACUUGCUCAACCUUGCGCAAACGCUAUCGAUUCGUGAGCGGAAACAUGAGCGCUGUGUCAACCGCUCCCGACUCACCAGCCCCGCUAGCUGAAGAGUCGGCCGUCCUUGAACAACGGCACAAAGGUCCCUCUCCGCAGCCGACAAUUUUGCAAAUAGAAGAGGAGCCGGACUAUUUUGGUGAUGCGGUCUCGGAUACCCACGAUAUGAAUGACACAACCAUGGGCGAGGAUUGCAUAAUGGCGGACGAUGGCGGGAGGCAUCACACGGACGAGUUUACUCAGCAGGUGUUCCAGACCAACAUGAUGAAGCCCUCUUUCGACUGGACACGCAUUCAAAUCACCGAAGACCUCAGCGACCACAUUCGCUUUGCUCGUAACGUCGACUGGGCUUCCACCGCGUUGGGGCCUAUUGAGCACUGGAACUCGGAUCUCAGAGCCAUGGCUAACAUGGUCAUGGGCAGUCCUCACCCGGCGGCCAUGUACUGGAGCCGAGACAAUGUCAUCCUCUACAACGAGGCGUACGUCGAGCUCGCCGGCCAGAAACACCCACAGCUCAUGGGCAUGCGGUACAAGGAUGCCUGGGCUGAAAUUUGGUCGGAGCUAGAGGGUGUGGUAAGCAACGCUUGGGAUAACGGCACAUCAAUCAUGAAGAACGACAACCAGCUCUUCAUUAUGCGACACGGCUUCUUGGAGGAAACAUUCUUUUCUUGGUCAAUCAUUCCAUUGCUGGGAAGCGACGGUCAGAUUGUCGGUCUCUACAACCCCGCGUUUGAGAAUACCCGCCGCAAGGUCAACGAACGCCGCAUGUUGACGUUGAGAGAGGUUGGCGAGAAGACCGCGGCCGCUAAGGAUGUCCGGAACUUUUGGCCAAGGGUUCGCGAAGGCCUCGAAUUCAAUGACUUGGAUGUACCCUUCGCCCUUAUUUAUUCUGUCAAAGAGGACAACGAAAGCGAGGUGUCUUCAAUGCAUUCCGGCAGUAUAGCACACCCGCCUCUUUUGCAACUUGAAGGCUCCUUGGGCGUUCCUGACGGGCAUCCAACAGCCCUCACCCAUCUCGACCUCAAGUCCUCAGAUGAGGGCUUUGCGCCGUACAUGCGUCAGUCUAUGACCAUGCAGGGUGCGCCCAUUGUUCUCUCUCAAGAAGCCGGCAACCUUCCGACUAAGCUGCUCGAGGGCAUGGAUUGGAGAGGUUUUGGGGACCCAUCGAAAACAAUUGUCAUCUUGCCUGUGCAUCCUACAACGGCGGGAGAGUCAGUAGUGGGCUUCAUCGUCCUGGGUACUAACCCUCGCAGACCAUAUGACGAUGACUACCAGCUUUUCAUCCACCUCCUCUCCAGACAGCUGGCGACGUCGAUGGCCUCAGUCGUGCUAUUCGAAGAGGAAAUCAAGAGGGGCCAGAGGGCUGCCCGUCUUGCUGCAUUGGAUCGCCAAGAACUGCAGAUGGAGCUUUACUUGAGAACCCAAGAGGCGGUGGAAAGCGAGUACAAGUUCAGCCGAAUGGCCGAGUUUGCACCAGUUGGCAUCUUUAUUGCUAAUGACAAGGGCCAUAUCAACUUCGCCAACGACAUGUGGUGGCAAAUAUCCAGGCAUCCGCGCACCGAAGACAGCGUCAACACAUGGAUGCAAAGUGUCAGGGAGGAAGAUCGUUCAGGCCUCGAACGCUCGUGGAAGAAGCUCAUCGAAGACAAGGAGGCUGUUACCGUCGAGUUCCGAUUCAAAUGCAGUCGGCAAAACGGACGCAACACCAUCGACACCUGGGUGUUGAUGAGUGCGUUCCCGGAGAAGACCGAGCACGGCACCCUCAAGAGCAUCUUUGGCUGUAUCACCGAUAUUUCGCCGCAGAAAUGGGCCGAGGAUUUCCAGAAGCAACGAAGAGAAGAAGCGGUGGAACUCAAGAGACAGCAGGAGAACUUCAUCGAUAUCACCAGUCACGAGAUGCGCAACCCCCUUAGUGCGGUGCUUCAGUGCGCAGAUGAGAUUGUCAAUAGCAUCACGGAGUUCCGAGGACAACAAGACCAUAAGGAGCUCGAGGUAUUGUUGGACGGCUGUACGGAGGCUGCCAACACAAUCAACCUCUGCGCUAGCCACCAGAAACGCAUCGUAGAUGACGUUCUGACACUCUCCAAGCUGGACUCCCAACUGUUGCUGGUAACCCCUGUCGACUCACACCCCGUCACCAUUGUACGACACGUCAUCAAAAUGUUCGAGUCGGAGUUGAGCACGCAUGACAUUCGCCUGGAAUUCUCAAUUGAGCAGGCAUUUUACAAGCAUGCUGUUGACUGGGUCAGGUUAGACCCGUCUAGGCUGAGACAAGUCUUGAUCAACCUGAUGACCAACGCUAUCAAGUUCACCCAAGGCCGUGAAAAGCGCGAGAUCAUCAUGAGCAUGAGCGCUUCCAAGGAUAUUCGCGAAGUUACUCAGAAGGGUGUAUCAUUCUUCCCCAGCCGUAAGGAGGAUGUCAAGGCUCUGACCCAAGAAAAGGAUUGGGGCGAGGGAGAAGAAAUCAACCUCCACUUUUCGGUCCAGGACACAGGCCCUGGCCUUCGGGAAGACGAGAAGAAGCUGCUGUUCCAGAGGUUCUCGCAAGCCUCACCGCGUACUCACGUGCAGUAUGGCGGCUCAGGUCUGGGCUUGUUCAUCUCGAGAAUGCUUGCUGAAUUACAAGGCGGCCAGAUCGGCGUCAUCUCGGAGAAGGGUAUUGGUAGCACUUUUGCAUUCUACGUGAAGUGCCGCAAAACGCCCGCACCGAGCGUAGACUCGACAACAUUAUCGGCUUUGAACCUCGCCAGACCGAUCAAAGCACCGACAUCUUCGCCAUCGACACCCCCUCCCCCGAACUCUCUGCCACGGCGGGCAUCCUACCGGAAGGCCGUCCCAGAGGGACCUCCACCCCUGGACGUCUUGAUUGUGGAAGACAACAUUGUGAACCAGCGAGUUCUCCAGAAGCAAUUAAGGAAUUGUGGCAACAACACGCAUGUUGCGAACCACGGCGGGGAAGCCCUAGAUCAACUCAAGAAGUCUCGCUUCUGGUCUGGAAAAGAGGCGGAAGGUUUCGAUCUCAGCGUUAUCCUGAUGGAUCUAGAGAUGCCGGUCAUGGAUGGCAUGACGUGCGCAAGGCGCAUUCGCGAAUUGGAGAGGGAAGGAACUCUCAUCACUCACAUCCCCAUCAUUGCCGUUACGGCUUACGCGCGGCCUGAGCAAAUCGAGAGCGCGAAAGAAGCCGGCAUUGAUGACGUGAUUUCCAAGCCAUUCAGAAUACCUGAAUUGAUACCCAAGAUCAAUGAGUUGGUUGCAAAAUACAAGAAACUGUCUACCACAGAGACUGUCGUCUCAACUUGA